CUUAUCACACACCAUGGCAGACCUUGCGUAUCUCGUCGUUUUUCUCGUUCUUUUCGUGCACACGGUUGCGCACGAGUUCGUGACCAUGUCGGGUGUGACGGAAGAGGACAAGGCGCUGGAUUUACCACCCUCCCUGUCCUUGAUCGUCGCCGGGCUGAUUGCGUGCAGUGCGCGGUGCCGCAGACAAGACUUCUGCCUCUACUACAACUAUCGCGCAAAAGACGACGACCAGGCCCUUGGCCUGUGCGAGAUCUUUGACGUGUUCCUGUCGAGGAAGGAUCUCAGUGCGUGCGUCAAGUCGAAGCCAGGAUCAUUGUUUGUGGCAGUCCCACUUGCAAAAAGCGACCCACGCUCGUGCGUGGAUUACGCGCGUGUAGGUCUCACGCACCUGCCCAAGUUCUACAUCGUGGACGACGCCGGCGACGCCUACAGAGUCACGUGUGACUUCACCUCUGAACCGGGCUCAUUGUGGACACUAGUCAAGUCAGACGCCACCCCUCCGCCUCAGUACUUCACUACAGCCCUUUACGUCAACGCCCCUAAGAACCAGGACAACCCGAACUGGAGCCAGUACCGACUCUCCCUCCCCCGCAUGGAAGCCCUCCAGAACGUAUCCACGCACUGGCGAGUCACGUGCAGCUUUCCUCGCGCCGGCGUGGACUACACGGAUUACCUGCGCGGGAACUUCUCGUCCGCUGACCCCGUUCAUGUGUUUGGCCCUCUGUUUGAACCUGCUUGUAGGGAGGUCGAGUUCUUGAAUAUCCGAGGAUUCACCCGCAAACACAUCAUGGAGCCUCUCUUCCAGCAUGACGGCUUUUUUGAGUUUUGUAUCGAGAGUGCGUCUGCGGGGUGCGGCGGUAAAUGGCAGGCGGUUCCUAACGCUGUCUUCUCAGAAGACAAUUUUGGUCUUUACGGGUUUUCAAACAUCAAUUUUCGGUGUACUAAUCAGCAGGACUCUUCCACCAAUAUGUGGUUCGGGAGCUACUUGUAAAAGAUUGCACACAGAACGACAUAGAAGCUGCUGCUUCAUUGUCACGAGUUCUUGCUGUUAGGCUUUGGUUUGUUUGUUACUUUGUUAAUACUUAUAAUUUUGUGAAUUAAUUACCCUCCUCAUCUUGUGAAAAGAAGCAUAUUACCACCUGGGGAACCUUCAAUGACCGAAAUACAGUUCUUGUGUGUCUUACUCCAUGGAAAUCAGCAUUAAAAGCCCCCCCUCCCCUCCCCUCCUUUUUCUUCGUUUUUUAAUUAUUUUUUAACGAGAAGUACUGUAUGAAUCUUUUCUGUGAUAACAUAGUGCAGCUCGGGCGCUCUAGCCAAAGAUCGGAGAUCACUUUACUUGUUUCUAAAACAAGGUUACAUGGUGGUGCAUUUGAUUUAUUUUUGUUUCAAUCUGAAUCAUAUAGGAUUGGAUGUAAUAUUAAAAGAUGCCCCAAAUA
Messenger RNA from Nematostella vectensis (starlet sea anemone), 1436 nucleotides. RefSeq lists its product as uncharacterized. NCBI's taxonomy places the organism in Eukaryota, Metazoa, Cnidaria, Anthozoa, Actiniaria, Edwardsiidae. The record is from RefSeq and is a predicted model, not a curated record. The transcript is spliced from 2 exons. Bases 14 to 991 code for a protein of 325 amino acids.